UCCGGUGCACGUGGGGAGCGCGCACAUGGCGGCGGACAUGUCGCCGGACGAGGAGGAUGUGCAGCGGCUCCUGAUCCAGUUCCGCGAUGAGGCGGGGGAGUGCCUGGGCUCCCCCUUCGACGUCCCCGUCACCAUCACUCCCGACAAGCUGCAGCUGGUCUGCAACGCCCUCCUGCAGAAGGAUGAGCCGGUGCCUCUGGCCUUCUUCGUCCACGAUGCCGAGAUCGUGGCGUCGCUGGAGAAGACCCUGGCAGGGCAGAGCGUGGAGACAGAGAAGGUCCUGGACAUCAUCUACCAGCCGCAGGCCGUGUUCAGGGUGCGGGCGGUGACGCGCUGCACCAGCUCCCUCGAGGGACACACCGAGGCCGUCAUCUCCGUGGCUUUCAGCCCCACGGGAAAGUACCUGGCGAGCGGCUCUGGAGACACCACUGUGCGCUUCUGGGACCUGAGCACGGAAACGCCGCAGUUCACAGCCAAAGGUCACCGGCACUGGGUGCUCAGCAUUGCUUGGUCACCUGAUGGCAAGAAGCUGGCCUCGGGCUGCAAGAACAGCCAGAUCUUUCUCUGGGACCCAGCCACUGGCAGCCAGAUCGGCCGGGUGCUCUCUGGCCACUCCAAAUGGAUCACAUGUCUGUGCUGGGAGCCGCUCCACUUAAACCCAGAGUGCCGUUACCUGGCCAGUGCCUCCAAGGAUGGCAGCAUCCGCAUCUGGGACACGCUGAUGGGCAGGUGUGACAAAAUCCUCACGAGCCACACGCAGUCGGUGACCUGUGUGAAGUGGGGGGGCGAUGGCUUGCUCUACUCCUCCUCCCAGGACAGGACCAUCAAAGUCUGGAGGAGCCAGGAUGGGGUCCUGUGCCGCACCCUGCAGGGCCACGCUCACUGGGUGAACACCAUGGCCCUGAGCACCGAUUACGUUCUGCGCACCGGCGCCUUCGAGCCCGCCGAGGCCACCAUCAACCCCCAGGAUGUCAGAGGCUCCUUGUCAGAACUGAAAGACAGGGCACUGCAGAGAUACAACCAAGUCCGGGGCCAGGAACCAGAAAGGCUUGUCUCGGGGUCAGAUGAUUUCACCCUGUUCCUUUGGAGACCAGCAGAAGACAAGAAGCCACUGGAGAGGAUGACAGGCCACCAGGCAUUGAUUAACCAAGUCUUGUUCUCCCCAGACACCCGGAUAAUAGCCAGUGCUUCCUUUGACAAGUCCAUAAAGCUCUGGGAUGGUAGGACAGGAAAGUACCUGACAUCGCUGAGGGGCCACGUGUCAGCCGUGUACCAGAUUGCCUGGUCAGCCGACAGCCGCUUGCUGGUGAGCGGCAGCAGCGACAGCACCCUCAAGGUCUGGGAUGCCAAGACAAAGAAACUGGCCGUUGAUCUGCCUGGCCAUGCAGAUGAGGUGUACGCAGCGGAUUGGAGCCCGGACGGACAGAGGGUGGCGAGCGGAGGGAAGGACAAGUGCUUGAGGAUAUGGCGUCGAUAGAACAGUGACAUGGAGCUGCUGGUCCUGCCCUCAGCACAGUCCUGGGAGAUCUCCAAGGUGAUGGAUGAAGAGACUGACCCAAACGUGGCUCUGUGUUCCUGUUGGCAACUCUCCCUCAUGGACUCUUUCCUUAUAUUUAUUUAAGGAAAUUUUAAUUUUUGUUCUUAUUAAGAGCUGUGCGUUGCAGGGUGAUUUUUUUCUGAACAUCACAGGAGGGAUAUCUCAUCUGCCUCCAUCUCAACUGGCUUUUUAUUGGAAUUUCAGCCUCAUAGUAGCCACUGCCCUGGAAGGGGCAAGCAGAGGGUGGAGACUGCUCGUGCCCUUUCUUGCUCUGUAAAGAAUCCUGUGAAGAGGGUUUUAGUGGGAACAGAGAGGGUUGUCCUUGUGUGGCCUUCAGAGAGGGAGAAAAAUGGGAAAUUUCAGCACAUCAUUACAUUGCAGAAUUUUGCUUGGCUGCAUGUCUGGGACAAAGAUCUGCUGAGAAUGGGGACUUGGGGAUUCUCAUUAUUCCAGAAAGGUUUUGCCUUUCCACAGAGCCCCACUUCCAUGUGGGCUGUGCUGAGCAUUGUCUGCCAGUGAUCCUCUGCACCCACAGCAGAUUACUCCUUUGCUAAUCUGGGGUGCACCAGCAUGGACUUCAAAUGACUGCUGGAGCUGUGCUGAGUUUUCAGGUUUCAGCAGCUCUUGGGAAUGGGGAAAUGAGAAUGAACAGGGAGAGAUGUCCAUUUCCCACCCACCCCUGACUCAGGUGGAAGGAAGGAUAGGGUGGGGAAGGGGAAGAAUGGAGCAGGAAUUCUGUGUGGCACUUGUCCCUUGCCCUGGAUACGUGCUGACACAGAAAAUGGCAAUGCUUCCAUUGCACAGAGCUGGCUCCUUCUGGAAUUUCUCAAAUGCAUUUACUUGCCCAGUGGGUGAGAGGGAUUCACACUGUCAGCUGAGUAUUUCUAAGUUUGCUUAUGAGCCUUUUUAUCAGUCAGGUCAGGCUUCCAGCCAUCAUGAGGUGAAUAGACCUGGACUAAGUAUUUAUUUCCAGGGUGCUUAUGAAACAGAGAAAAUCAAGAUGUGUUUGAUAAGGAGCAGAAAUAACACUGUCAGAUUUAGUUGCAGCAGGUUAACAUGAAGGUCAAAACAUUCUCCACAGCCCUCACACACAGUGAUUACUACAACUCAGAACAGGAGUUUGGGUCUCAGAUGCUUCCCAGCUGCAGAAGAUGAAUUUUAGGACUAUCCCUGCUGGCAGGGUUGCUUUGGAGAAUUAAGAUUGUUUGUCUGCAAGUGCUCAGGUGAGCCAAAGGCUGGAACAAAGGGUUAAAUCUUUAAUAUGACUGAGAAGACAGUUUGUGGUUCCUGUUGCUGUUAGUAUCUCCUGCCAGCCAAGUCAGCAGGGAUCUAUCUCUGGGAUCUUUUGGGAAGAGCUCAGUAUCCCAUACCUGCUCUUUCAUUAGGGUGCUUCCUCCACCUGGUUCUUGCUGACAGUGAGGGCCACGUUGUGGCCAUCUGCAUAAACAAAAUUUGUAAUUCCCUGAGGUAAGUGUGGGACAGGGUGGUUUAAAACCAGCUGCUAAGUCUGCCCUGGGGAGGAAGAGGAGCAGGUCACUGGUGACGGCCAAGAAGCCUGCCUGGUUUCCAGGUUUUUUGGGGUGCUUGUGCUAAAGGAAAUGACCCACCCUUGGGAGUUCAACUCUCUGACCCCAGGUCUGACUUGCUGCAAGCAGCAGCUCCAGGUUGCAAGCUUCCUGAGUGAAUAAUCAUCAUUCUCUGCUUCCUGCUCUGGAGUGCUGCUCAGGGUCGCUGUCAAUCCGUGGUGUGUCUUGUGUUGGAGGCAGAGAUGUAGGAGAGCUCAGGGAAGCAAUUCUGCCUGUGGGAACUUGGCUUGGCUGUGUGUGUAGGUGUACCUAAAAUAUCAGUGUACUUUGCCCACUGAUUUCCAAACCAAAGCAAUCACUGUGCCCUCAGACCUGUCAUCCCUUCAGACUUGGCUUCUGUGCCAGAAGCCUGAUUAAAACCUACCUUUCUAAUGCUGCAGCAGAAAGAUUUUCCAAAGGGAAGUGAGACCACCUGAAGACAGAGAGGGCCUUGCAACUAAGUUUACACCAAAUUAAGCUCUUGGCCUUAAUCUUCCUGUGGUCUGAUAGUGGGUAGAUUUUUGAACCACACUCUAUGAUGGCUUUGCAUGUAAACCAAAUUGUAUUUUCUUAUCUAAGCAUCUGCUGCUAUUUUUACCAUUCAUACAGCACCAGCCUCCAUGCAUACUAAGUGCUGGCCCCGCUCCAGCUGUAUUCCUAAGCAAUUCCCUAACACUCCUCCCUCCCAGUUUUAUUUGAAUGCGGCAUUUCCCGGGCCUGGCUGCAGUCUCCUGCCUGCUCAGGCUCUGGGGAAGGAAGAGCUGCUGCCCUUCCCUCCAGAGCUGCUCCUGCUUGGCAGGAGCUGCAGCGAGCGCGUGACCUGCCGGCGCUGGGGACGGGAGCUUUAAUUAGCUAAUUUGGGCAAUUGCAGAUGCAAAUUUGGGUUGAUGGCGUUAUUAAUGGGGGAGAUGUUACUUUGUGUUAAGGGACAAAUCUAGGAGGUAGGCUGGAGCUUUCUGAUUGCUUCUCUGGGAUCAGCAGCACCAGCCUUACAGAAAACCUGCUGAAAUGCCUGAGCUGUUUGAUAGGAAUCCUGGGAUCUGCUUCCAGUUCCUCCUGAGUUUCUCAUCAAGCAUCCUACACAGGUUUUCUUACCACAAGGCUGUUAUUUUUCACUGGUAAUACAAGAAUCAUUUUAAGCAUAGCCAGAAACUGUCCUGCAGAGCCCUCUGACUUUCUCCUUUAAAAGCUCAGCUGAUGCCACCAUUAAUUUUGUUACAAAUCCCAAUGGGAGGACAGUGCUGAUAAGGACUGGGAAGUGUGCCAGUCCUCUGAGGAAGGUUUACCUGUCUAAUGAAAUCCUGAAUGUGAUGGAGCAGGGAAGGAAUGAUAUGGUAAGAACACCUGGAGUGAAGUCAAUAGCUCUGAGAUGAGCUGGAUGCUGCCAGACUCCUACCUUUGGGAGCUGAUUUAAAUAAGUGAGGCCUUAAAACUCUUCUUGGGGCUGUGUCCUGCUUAUCCAUGCAAGUGGAGUGUGUGUUGUGUUCCCUGGGUCCUUGAAGCCACAUGUUCCUGUCCUGGUCGACUCAGAUGAUCUCUUGAAUAUUUUCCCAGAUCUGUAAUUUAAUUUCCAUGUGCAAGUUUAUAGCCUGGGGAGAGAGAGAGACAAGAAAAAUCUUUCAAUGAAUUGCAAGAAAAUGAACUUCAUUCAUUGUUCUGCAUGGAAAGUAGGAAAAGCAGCCUUGUUCUGCUUUUUUUUUUGGGUCAACCCAGGCGCUGUUCAGGUGAUGUUUCUACCUCAGGGCUGCAUUUUGGUAGUGUGGUAUGGCAGAGAAUGGCUUGCUGUGAAGUCCAUUAGUGUUUUUGAGGAUUAAAGGUAUUAGGAAAACUCAGGGCAGUGAUGUCUGUGUUCUGUGGAGCUGCUACCAGAUGAAAGCAUCCUCUCUGCACUCAGACCAGCAACCUGCAAGUUGCUAAUCCCCUCCUAGAUGUGUUUCUCUUGUGAUCAGAAGUCCUGGCUCACAACUGAGGGACUAAUUUGUCUGAAGCAAAGGAGUGCAGCUGGGAAGGAGCCCCAGAGCCAUGUCCAGCACUGCUGUUGUGUUUUUCUUCACUCUGUGAAUGGUGGUUGCAGAACUGUGGGUUGCUGGUGGUCUCUCUCAGUGGGCUGCAGCUCGUGCAGAGCGUGAUGUUAAAAAUGAACCAACGCAGGACACAGUGCUCUGUGGUUUUGAAGGAUCUCUGAGGUCGAUCAGGCACACUGGUGCCCUGGGUGUUUUAGUGUCGUGCUGCAUGGUGAGAGCAGAGCAUCCCCCCGGGUGCUGCAGGAUACAGGGCUGAAUGUUGGAUAUCCGUGUGUAGGAGCAGCAGGAGCCCCACGGGCUUAUCCUGCAUCGCUCUCCCAACAUCUCCAGCAACGAGGCUCCCUUUGGGAAAGGCGAAUCCAGCCCGUUCUGCCUCUGAACUCUUCCAGCAUCGAAAGCGAGUGAAGCUGCUGUUUGUAGAUUCUUUGUAGUGUGGAUGUUGGAGUUGGCGACACCCAGCAGCUCCCGCAGCCGCCACUCAAGGACCCAGCUGGGAGGAGUGACCCGCAUGCAAAUCCCGCAGCCUCCAGCGAGCGCUGCCGGAGCCCUCGGGUGCCGCUGGGUGUUUAGUUAUUCCGGUCAAACCUCGCUGCCGCUCCUGCCUGCUUGUCCUUGCUGUGCUGAAACAAACCUGCUCCAGGGCUCCAGCCCCAUUAGGAGGACAAAAGGACAUCAGGCAGUGC
Messenger RNA from Catharus ustulatus (Swainson's thrush), 5809 nucleotides. It is a transcript of the gene NLE1, whose product is annotated as notchless homolog 1. Gene Ontology annotation, cellular component: nucleolus. Gene Ontology annotation, molecular function: protein binding. NCBI's taxonomy places the organism in Eukaryota, Metazoa, Chordata, Aves, Passeriformes, Turdidae. The record is from RefSeq and is a predicted model, not a curated record. Gene Ontology annotation, biological process: Notch signaling pathway; ribosomal large subunit assembly. The transcript is spliced from 13 exons. The coding region runs from base 26 to 1477 and encodes 483 amino acids.